Molecule: messenger RNA, 1836 nt
Organism: Theileria equi strain WA
Lineage: Eukaryota; Apicomplexa; Aconoidasida; Piroplasmida; Theileriidae
Product: vacuolar ATP synthase catalytic subunit A, putative
Exons: 7
Coding region: 1-1836 (611 amino acids)
Biological process (GO): ATP metabolic process; proton transmembrane transport
Cellular component (GO): proton-transporting V-type ATPase, V1 domain
Molecular function (GO): proton-transporting ATPase activity, rotational mechanism; ATP binding; ATP hydrolysis activity
Source: RefSeq, a predicted model, not a curated record
AUGGCAGAAAAUAACGUUGUAACUAAUAACAAUGGUACAAUAUACAAGGUUUCUGGUCCAUUGGUUAUUGCCAAGGAUAUGCCAGGAACUAAGAUGUUUGAGCUUGUCCACGUGGGACAUGACAAUAUGAUUGGUGAAAUUAUCCAAAUCGACGGAAACUCAGUGUUUAUUCAGGUGUACGAGGGAACAUCUGGUCUGCGUGUUGGAGAUCCUGUUAAGAAUACUGGGAAACCGUUAUCAGUGGAAUUGGGUCCAGGAUUGUUAGAUGCUGUAUUUGAUGGCACACAGAGACCGUUGAUGAGAAUACAUGAUAUAUUCAAAAAGCACUAUGUACCAGUAGGGGUCAACUUACCAGCUCUGGAUAGAGAAAAGCUAUGGCCAUAUGUUCCUUCAUCUUCUCUGAAAGUUGGAGAUCUCAUAACUGGAGGGGAUAUAUUCGGAACGGUAUAUGAGAGUGAAAUAUUUCCGGAACAUAAUAUAAUGCUCCCUCCAAACUUGAGCGGCAAAAUCACAUUUAUGGCCCCAGCUGGUAACUAUACAAUAGAGGAAAAGCUAUUAGAGAUUGAAUAUUUGGGGAAAGCUAUCCCUUGUUCCAUGUAUCAGAUAUGGCCCGUCAGGCAACCUCGCCCAAUUUUAAAGAAAGUGCAAGGAUCUGAGCCUCUGCUAACUGGUCAACGUGUUUUGGACUCACUAUUUCCAUCUGUAAAGGGGGGUACAUGUGCUAUCCCAGGGGCAUUUGGUUGUGGGAAAACCUGUAUAUCACAUGCUCUUGCCAAGUACAGUAACACAAACGUUACAAUAUAUGUUGGCUGUGGAGAGCGUGGUAACGAGAUUGCGGAGGUAUUAAAAGAGUUCCCUCACCUCAAGACAAAUGUUAACGGGAAGAUGGUACCAAUUAUGGGACGUACUUGUCUAGUUGCAAACACUUCGAACAUGCCUGUGGCUGCCAGAGAGGCUAGUAUUUAUACUGGAAUUACAAUUGCGGAAUACUUCCGAGAUAUGGGCUAUCAUGCUUGUAUGAUGGCUGAUUCAACCAGUAGAUGGGCCGAAGCUCUGAGAGAAAUCUCUGGGAGACUUGCUGAAAUGCCUGCAGAUUCAGGAUAUCCCGCAUACCUUUCUUCAAGACUCUCUGCAUUCUAUGAACGAGCUGGUGUAGUUCAAUGUUUAGGUUCAUCCGAUAGAACCGGAUCCGUUACUAUUGUUGGAGCUAUAUCUCCUCCUGGUGGUGACUUUUCUGAUCCAGUGACUGCAGCCACCAUGUCUAUAGUCCAUGUCUUCUGGGGACUCGAUAAAAAGUUGGCACAACGUAAGCACUUUCCAUCGGUAAAUUGGUCAACAUCGUUCACAAAAUACGACAAGCAACUGGAGUCUUACUUCGAGGAAACAAAUCAAAGAUUCAUGCAGUUGGUAAAGGGAAUAAAGACCAUACUACAAAAAGAGUCUGAAUUGUCUGAAAUCGUACAACUUGUUGGAAGAGAUUCUCUCUCUGAAGAUCAAAAGCUCUGCCUUGAAGUUGCAAAAAUCAUACGUGAAGAUUUUCUGCAACAAAAUUCCUUCACAGAUUAUGAUUACAAAUGUCCAUUAUACAAGACAUUUGGAAUGAUGAAUACAAUUGUAACAUUUUAUAAUGAAAGUUUGAAGAUUAUAACAGAAACUAAUAAAAAGGGCCAAACGGUUGGCUGGGGAACCAUUUAUAAUUCCAUGAGGAAAUCAAUCAAUAAAAUAACUCGUUUAAAGUUUAUCGAUCCCGAUACUCCUGAAGAAGAGUUUGCUACAAUCUUCAAAGAAUUGGAUGACGAAAUCACAAAUGGAUUACGCUCCUUAGUUGAUAUGUAA